UUCUUUUCUCUUUUCCCGGUUCUAACCUACCUUAACUUUUUGGAAAUAACCAACAUGGAGAACUCUGAGGGUAGACUCGUCGAUCUUUACAUUCCUCGUAAAUGCUCUGCUACCAACCGCUUGAUCAACGCCAAGGAUCACGCUUCCAUUCAGCUCAAUGUCGGCGAUGUGGAUGCUGAAGGUCGUUACACCAACACCUUCUCCACCUACGCUUUGUGUGGAUUCGUUCGCAAGGAGGCUGAGGCUGACGACUCCAUUAACCGCUUGGCCACUCAGGACGGUUAUUUGAAGAACGUCUGGUCCUACCAAAAGUAAAUCUAUCCGUUUAUUCUUUUUUCCUUUCUGGAUGAUGAAACGGAUGUAGAAAUUGGUGUCUGCUAGAAUAAACUAUUCAUUGAUUCGCCAAUGUUGAAUUGAUCAGCGACAACAAUAUCGAUUAUCCAAACUUUGCACGAUCCAAUUGCCUUGCAUUGUAAACCAUUUGGAUGAUUUAUUGGGACUCUUUGAAAAAACGUGCACUCAUUAGUUGGUAUUGGGUUUUGGGAUCGCUACAGAUGGAUGUUCGCGAGUAAGAAAUGAGACAAUUUUAUUCCCA
Radiomyces spectabilis is the source of this 595-nucleotide messenger RNA. Its product is annotated as 30S ribosomal protein S21e. Gene Ontology annotation, biological process: translation; endonucleolytic cleavage to generate mature 3'-end of SSU-rRNA from (SSU-rRNA, 5.8S rRNA, LSU-rRNA); endonucleolytic cleavage in ITS1 to separate SSU-rRNA from 5.8S rRNA and LSU-rRNA from tricistronic rRNA transcript (SSU-rRNA, 5.8S rRNA, LSU-rRNA). The record is from RefSeq and is a predicted model, not a curated record. Gene Ontology annotation, molecular function: structural constituent of ribosome. Bases 55 to 315 code for a protein of 86 amino acids. Lineage: Eukaryota; Fungi; Mucoromycota; Mucoromycetes; Mucorales; Radiomycetaceae. Gene Ontology annotation, cellular component: cytosolic small ribosomal subunit; ribosome. The transcript is spliced from 3 exons.